AUGAUUCAACAGAGUGACUUAAAAGAAGUUUCCCCUCAACCUAUCGCAAAUGAAGGUGAGCUACCUGAUGAUAUAGUAAAAGACAAUAGUAAGAAGAAGAAAUGGUUGGAUUUUAUGCAGUUUUCUAAUUCCCAAAUUAAUAUAUUCACAGUUUUAAGGUAUGUACAAAAAACAUCAGUGUAUCCCUUAGCCGUGUAUUUCCCAUUACAUUCUAUCAACACAUUUAUUGUUCCUGCUAUUUCUCCAAAUUAUACACCAAAUGAAGUUUUAAUGAUGGUUAGAGAGGUUUUACCAUCUCCAGAACUUACUACCAAAAUGUUAGUAAUGUCAGCUUUAGUUCACACAGGCUCUGGAUUUUUAAUUAGGGUUUUAAAUCUUUGGAGAAAUAGAAAACAUCCAAAACAAGAAAACACAGAAACGUUUAUACAUGAGAAUUCACAAGAUAAUUCACAAAAGACUAUUGGAUUAGUAGGUGGUGUAAGUGGAUUUCUGCUUGGAUUGAAAAAGAGAUUUAGUAUCCCACCGCAGGUUGUAUCUGGUUACGUUCUAAAUACUGCUUUGGCGUUUCAUUUAUUAAUAAUGAAAUUUGGACCAUCAUUAGCAAAUAUUGAUAUCGAUUUUGGUUAUGUUAAAUGGAUAUUACAAAAUAACGAAAAAACAACCAAGUGGGUUUUUGGUAUAGUUCCACUAGCGACUUUGAUCACUUCAGGUACCUACCAUAUUUUGGCAGGAUCUUGUCAAUACCUGAAUUUUAAAAGUUUAUCAAGCAGAAGAAAAUGGUCAGAUUUAAUUACAAUAAUGACAGUUUUUGGUGGUGUUUCCUUAAUAAGGUUGUCGACUGCCACUUCUGAUAUAUUUGGAUCAAGAAAUUACAAUGCAAUUUUUAGUGCCUUACACCUAAAAUAA
Tetrapisispora phaffii CBS 4417 is the source of this 906-nucleotide messenger RNA. RefSeq names its product Mcp1p (gene MCP1). The transcript has a single exon. Gene Ontology annotation, cellular component: mitochondrial outer membrane. Gene Ontology annotation, biological process: mitochondrion organization; lipid homeostasis. The coding region runs from base 1 to 906 and encodes 301 amino acids. The record is from RefSeq and is a predicted model, not a curated record. NCBI's taxonomy places the organism in Eukaryota, Fungi, Ascomycota, Saccharomycetes, Saccharomycetales, Saccharomycetaceae.